AGAUUUAAACAUAGUGUCAUCAUGCACAAAGGAAAAGUAAUUCACCGUCGCCAUGUCUCAAGUCUCGUGUAAUUGAAGCAGGAGGGUAUCCUUAUCAAAAACGUGACAUACUGAAGAUGGCAGAAACUGAAACCAGCUGUGAGUUUACUAAGGGCCGACUUCAUAUAGGGACUAUGAAAGAAUACAUAUUAAACAUUAAUUAUUACUCAUGCGGAUGUGCAAAAUAUGGCACAGAAUCAGUAUCGAAACGAUCAGAGGCUGAUUUUACUGCACAAAAUUGCCAUCCUAAAAAGUCAAGUGCUGGUAUAAAACGCAAAUUAAAAACCUUUGCGCAAAAGAUUACGAUUGGUAAGAACAUAAGAAAGUAUUUAUGUGGACUCCACUCCAGAACAGACAGUUUUAAAGAACCAGUACAAGAAUCAGUAAUAGAAGAGUUGAAUACUACUGAUCCCUCUUUACAUUUUGUGAAUGACAUACCUUUUGAUAAUCAUAGACAUACUAGACAUAUUGAUCCAGAAACUGGUAAUGAAUACAAAAAUGAGUCAUCAGUUGGGAAUGCUAACCAAAGACCAUAUGCUUCUUGUUCAACUUGUCCCACUGCUAUGCAUUCAUCUACCUUACAAGAUACACACUUGAAUAGGACCACAAACACAUGUGCAACAAUAAAGUCAAAGAAGGAAAAUGCUCAAAGAUUUAAAGAUUGUUCAAAUUCGAAUGUGAAAACAUAUUGUGUUAGAUCAGAGGAUGCGAGGGAUAUGUUUAAGAAUCAAGAAGAUGUUCUGCAAGUUCAGCAAUUAGCUAAAAGGAGAGGAGCUCAUAGUCGUGAUCCAAGAGAUUCACAAAGUGUCAGUUAUUCAAAUCCUAAUGGCAAAGCAUUAGUGAAACAAGGUCAUACCAAAACAGAGAAUAGAACAUUGUUAACAAUAGAAAAUAAAGAUAAUGAUACUUCAAACAAUAAUAAAUCUAAGUAUUGUGCUGUGGUCACAGAAAAUAAUUGUGAUGGAUUCAUAUGUGGAAAACAAGAAAGAAAAUAUGGAAUUAAAGGUAGGGAAGAUAUUAAAGGGAAACAGUGUUCAGGACUUUGCACGUCUACAUCUAUAUUUACGAAUGCUUCUGAUGAAGAAACAGGCUUAAAAUCUGUUUUAAAUGUAGAAACCGAAGGUCAAGAAGAAAUGACUAUUCUUAAGUUACCGCAGCCUUCAUAUAAUAGAGAUGAGACUGAAGCUAAAGGAUUAGGACAGCAGCUCAAAAAUUUGGCAGAUUCAGAGGGUGAAAGUAGUUCUGAGUCAACAGUUCCAACAGGAUAUCCUUGGAACACCAUCUCAUCGGGUACUGUCAGGCAGCUCACAGAAGAUUUUAUUACUUCAGAUGUAAGUAAAAAGGAAUCUAAUCCAGAUUGUUUUGACAAUUUUCAUCAGAAGACUGAGGCAGAGUUAACUGAAAUAAAAACUGACAAGUCAUAUGUGACAGAUUCAUUAAAUGAAGCUGAAAACUGUAAUUACUCAAAUUCAAGUCAAAAGUAUGAAAACAGACAAGAAGUCAAAGGGGAAGGUGAAGACAAUGAGUCACAUGAAGCUGCCAUGGAAAUAUGUGAAAAUGGACUUAAUGAAUGGACAGAAUUACAAAAUUCUAGAAAAAUUUACAAUUUUUGUAGGCAGGAAGCAGUUGAAAAUGAAGAAGAAAGUUAUGUUGAAAUAAAUCAAAACAAUGAGGAAGAGGAGAAAGAGGGGGAUGGUAAUGAAAUAAUCAAACAUGAUCAUUUCAAAAGCCUGGCAAACAGCACGAUUCGAGAUAAACAAAUACCAGUGACACAACAUCUUAUGAAGCUUACAAAGAAGAAGAGAAGUGACGGAAUUAAAAAUUCUGGUUUGAAACUUGGUGUUCAAGUUGAGGUUAGAGACACAGAUGUUGCUUGCUUUGAGAAAAGUACAAAUUCAAAUAAAGCAAGAAACAGGAAAAGAAACUUAUCAUUUUUGAGUGAACAAUUCAUUCAAAUUGGUAACAAAAGAAGGCGACUGCUGUUAGAAAGUACAGAUUCAAGUAUUGAUCUGGAUGUUCUUGGUGUGUCAGAUCCUUUACAUUGCACUUUAUCAUCUGCAGACACUGGUGAUAAGACUUGUUCUUUAGUGCAGAAGUAUUUUGUAAAGAACAGUGCUGGAUGUGCAGUUUGUCAUGCAGAUACAAAGAGUUGUGGAAAGAAGAAAAUUGUUGAUGCUAGUAAUAGUCUGGCUGAUAGUAGCAUUCUGGUAGUACAUUCUAACGAAGACGAAAAAAUUACAGAUUCCAAUAUCUUGUAUGAAACAAACUUGAGAAAAACUCAAAGUUUAGAAAUCUUGCCAGAAUACUGCAAACAUGAUGUUGCAUGUAAUUUACAGUUUAACGAUGAUAUUUCUCACAGGAGAUUUUAUUCACUAUCUGUAUGUUAUGCUGAAAAUGAAGUGAGGACAAAUUCACAUACGGAGCUAUUAGGACGUAUGUGUGCUAAAGUCUCUUCAGAGGUGUAUGUUGAAAAAAGUUGGAAUAAUAAGUGUUUGAUUUUAAGAUACGUUCCUGAAGAGGACCCAGGAAAAAAAUCUAAGCCAGAGUCACAGUCUAUUACUGAUGACUACAAUAUGCCUGUUUCUAAAACUUUACGUUUAGAUGAAAAUCUUCCUAACUUUAAGGAGCAACUGGGUGAUGCUGACAUUACUGAGGAGAGCUAUGACUUUAGCAAGAGUGUUUAUCCAGAAAUAAGUGUGCAAAAUGGUGAGAGGAGAUUUUGUAAGAAGAAAAGUAGUACAAGAGAAGGGAAGAUAGCACCGCAUAGGCGAAAGAAAAAGAAACACUAUAAACAUGCUCCAAAGCCUGAUAUUCGGUCACUGGAACCAGCCUAUUUUUUAUGUUCCUCAAAGUCAAAAAAGAAAUGUUUUUUGCAAAAAAGUACAAGGGCAAAGUUGAGGCAUUCAUGUACAGGUAAAAGUUACAAGGAUAAAGAAGAAUUGAAGUCCAGACAAGAAUUGUCUCAAACUACAGUAGACUCCGGACUUGGCUCUUCAACCAUAUCUAACAAAUCUUUACUAUUUAAAGUAGGUAUUAAUACAUCUUAUACAAACUGGCUUCUAGAGUCUUACCUAGAAUCAAACACAAAUAACUGUGGUAAUGACCUGAGAAAAAGGCUGUGUCAAAGGAGGUCAGCAAAGGAAAGAAGAAGAAAUUUACGGAUUGUUAUAAGGAAAUCUGUUACAAAAAAGCUUAGAAAAUGUCUGAAAUAUUAUAUUGCAAACGAAGGGAGAAGAGUUGCAAAAUCUGUUGCUCGAGAAAUACACUUAGACCACCAUUUUCAAUUUGUGUUUGGAUUAGGGUCAUACUUUGAUAGAUUUAACAAUGGUCCACCUCCUACAACUCGAGAGCGUAUGCAGUAUGAAUGGCUCAGACUGGAAACCUUCCGCAAUUACACUGGCAAUGGAAAUGCUUUAGCUCUUGCAAGAAAUGGAUUCUACCAUGACCAUACAGGACCCACAACCACAAGAUGUUACCUUUGUGAUGCUCGUCACUCUAGCUGGGAAAUGUUUGAUGAUGUUAAUGCUGAGCACAGAAGGCAGUCUCCAAAUUGUCCCUUCCAUGAAAACAGUGGACAAGAGUCUGUUAACAUAUCAAUAACUUCUGGGGACAGUGAAGGUGGGGCAACAGUACAGGCAAGGACUUCAGCGCCUACGGUUACUUCUGUUAAUACCACAGUUACUGCAAGCUCCAGUUCUGCAGCUGCCAGUGAGGCCAUGAGAAGUUUGCAGAUUGAUCAGGCGUCAAGUAGUGGAGGAGAAAGUAUAUCCCAGCAACCAACAGAAGAUCCAGAAAGUAGAGACCGUUCCUUGUUGGCAUUGUCUCAGCCACGUACACAACGAGCUCUGGGACGGACAGGGCACUCCUAUUCUACUAUCAUAGCUCCAAGAAGAAAUAACGUAGCUACAGGUGCAAGAAGUAAUGUUGGAAUUGAUCCUUUAGGAAAUGGUUCUACAACAUCCAGUACAGGCAGUCAGGUUCCAGGGAUCCGCCCCUCUUCAAUUCUGGGAGGGCCUGUAGGGGCGGGCGCUUUUACUGGUUUAAACAGAACUGGUCAAAACACAGAUGCACAGCCUUCUGUUUCAAGAGCAACUGAAGGUUUACAACAAAGCAUUGCUCCAUCAUCGUCUACCGAAGCAGCUGCUGGGACAAGACAAACUAAUCCUGCACCUGGUGCAGGAGGAAGAACAGAUCCUACAAUAACUGUGGUGGUCGAUAACCCUAAACAUCCAGAUUAUGUGAAUAUAGAUUCUAGAGUUAGUUCAUACCAAGGAUGGCCAGAUUAUCUAGAUCAAACCCCUAGACAGAUGUCAGAAGCAGGUUUCUUCUUUGUUGGUGUGGCUGAUUUUACCCGUUGCUUUUGUUGCGGCGGAGGUCUACGAAACUGGGAGCCAGAACUGAAAGGCGAGAGAUAUGUGGGUGCAGUACAGAGACGUCAUCAAGAACAUAUGGCUGAACAGCAGAGACAACAAAUAGAGAUUGCACAAAGACGGGAUGAGAAUCGUAAUCCUCCUGAUCCGAUGACAACAGAAGCUGCUGCCGUUAUGCGGGAAAUGGGCUACUCUGCGGAACGUACAAGGGAGGCAAUCUUAGCUGUUAGACGACAAACAGGGUCAGCAAUGGUCACUACCCAGCAAGUUCUGACCUGGUUACUGGACGAUGAAGAGAGACCAUUAACUGGUAAUUCAAGUAACACAGAAUUAGGCAUUAGACCUCCACCUAUGUCCUCUUCUACAGCAACUUCUAUUGUCGACACCAGCACUCCAUCUUCUAUUGUGUACACAGGAACCAGUAUCUCAUCUUCAAUUGUAUACACUGGAACCAGCAUAGAUACUUCAAUUGUAAACACGACUUCAAGCAUUUCUACCGCAACAUCUAUAGUCAGUGCUGGGACCAACACAUCUACAGUCAGUUCAACAUCAACUACUGCCACAGCUGAAGUCCAGCAGACUGGCACUCCAGCAGGAGCAGAAAGCUCUGGAACUGGGAACCAGCAGACUGGUUCAGGGAAUAGUUCCAGUUCUAAUGCAGCCAGUGGAGCCAGUGUAGAGAAGCAGUCUGGAGCAUCUGGUGGUGACAGUGAUGAGUCCAAAUCAGCAGCUAAGGAAGAUGCAAGCAGCAGAGAGCCUACAAACAAAAGUACAAAGAGGAAAAAUGCAACGAAAAAAGCUAAAAAUAAAGCUGCAGCAAAAUCAGAAACUGCUGGUGCCACUGGAGGAGAUAUAGAUGCAAAAUCUUUGAAGGCAGAAAAUGAAAAGUUAAGAGAAAUGCAGACUUGCAAGAUUUGUAUGCAGCGAGCGGUAAACACAACCUUAUUGCCAUGUGGCCAUUUAGUAUGUUGCGAUACUUGUGCAGCACGACUACAGAGAUGUCCUAUAUGCAGAAAGAGGAUUAAAGGAACAGUGAAAACAUUCAUGUCUUGAGGAGAAACAAGAACUGGCUUCCAUCCUAAUAUCUCACUAAUAUCUAAUAAUAUGACCUAAGCAACUGCCAAUAUCACAUCCAAGUUCAGAUUGCUUAAGAGAAUUCAGCAUGCAGAAAACUUAGCUCCCCAAGCCUCUGCUGGCCAGGGUCAGAAGGCAUACGAACAUAAAGAAUACGUUGGUGUUAAAUGACAAAUAUCCACUGAAUGUGAAAUGUUUCCAAGAAAAAAGGUCACAGUGUUGCCGUUUUUCCAGAAAUUACAUUUCCACAGAAUAGGGACCUUUCUGUCAAUUUAUGGAUUUUAUGUUAUAGGUACUGACCUCUAGAUUUUGACUAAAAAUGAUCUUUCUUUUAAAUUGAAGUUUGCUCAUAUUAUGAAAAUUAGAACUUAAACUAUCAAAUCUGUUACAAACGAUUUCCAAUUUUGAAUAGAAAAAACAGCAAAAACAACUAGUUUUCAUAACAUAUAAUCUGUCAGUAACUAAGUUUCAAAGCCUUCUUAAGAAAUAUAGCAAUACUGUUCUGAUAUCUAGAAAUGUUCUCUUAUUGUUUUAUGAUCUGGAGGUCAGUGCCUUUAAGUUUACUUCAAAUGAUAGUCUUACUGAGAAAUAAGUGGUUUUAAUCUUACUGAGAAAUAAAUAACCGCUUGGAUAUUUAAAACACUUCAGAAAAGUCAUAUGCCUUCUAACCUUUAUAUGUAUGACCAAUGUAGAAGUUUGGUCAGCGGAGGAGAGAACAACUGGGGAGGGUUAGGGGGGAGGGGUUACAGUUAAUUUGUUGAAAUCUCAGAAGUGACUUCAUGCUACCAUGUCUGCUGAAGUCUUGUAUUAACAAGGUAGGAAACUCUAUUGAUAACAAUGGAAAUUAUAGCAAACAAGUGUUAGUAUUUCUAAACCUCAAUAUUGAUAUGUUAGAAAUAUGUUUAAGAAGAAUUCAUAAGGUCUAGUUAGAAAUAAAUGACAAUUGAAUGAAUAGUUGUAAUAUUUUUAAAAUAGUAAACAUGGAUGUACGUUCACAACAGAUCUAUCUAAAAUAUUUGAGGGAAAAUUUUUAAAUGGAAUUCCAAAACAGUACAGCUAUGAUUUCAUUAUUAAUACAGUACUUUGAUCUGAAGUGUUGUAUUCAGCUUGAGUUGAUUUUAUCAGGCCUGAAUACCAGAUAGUGUAACUUAGACAGGAGCGAUCAUGUCUGGAAUUUUGUUAAAUAUUAAAAGACAAUGAAAUUGAUUAUUUGAUGAUUUGAUUUGAAAGAAGACUGUUUUUGCCUAAUGAAUGUACUUUAUUAAGAUCAACAGUAGUGCAAACAUUAAAGAAAUAAGUCUUGUCUUCAAGGAAGCAUACAAGCCAUAGAUGUAAAUGGCUUAAGAGGUGUGGUUUCGCUACCUUCAGGGGUCAUAUUUUAAAUACUGUAACGUCUCUUAUUCAUAAAGCUUAACUUCCAAGAAACUUACAGAGAUAUUUACUUUUAGUUAUUUUUUUUUAUAGAAGAUGAAGUAACAAAUGCACUAACUUACAUUUUUUACAUAAAUACCAACAUGAAAAGAUGUUUUAGAUCCAGAUUCAUAUUUGAAAAUCUGAAUAGUUACUUCAUCAUAAAAUUAGCAUAUUUUUUGUGAAUACACAAUACUGUGUGUUAGAUUUGAAAUACUGUACAAACUUGUAUAGCUAAGCACAGUGUAAAAGUGUACUACUACUAAAAAAAAUAGAAGAUUUUUAAACAAUGACUGUUAUAUAUGACCUUUAAUUGUGAGUGCAGCUGUACAAACACAGUUAAUGUAUUUAUUCAAGUUUGAUUCAUUUAAUGAGGAUUUACUACAUUUGAAGUUAGUAUCUCAAACUAAACUAUUUUAGCGGACUUUUGACACUUUCUUGAUUAUCAUUAAGUCAUAUCAUUAUUGGCAUUAUGUCUGUGUAUUAAAUAGUAUAUUGUGUAGAGUAACAUGUAUAAAAUUGGUGUGUUGUAUUUGAAAAAAAAAAUAUAAAAAAAUGUAGAAAAAUCACCAGUUGCUACAAUCAUUGUAUAUACAGCCAUAAGGUACUUGCUUUUAUGUUUGAAUAGUUUUAUUUGUAUGUAUUUUUUGUUUUGUUUUGUCUUUCAAUAUACACUUAUAAACUUGUGUUAAGAUAAAGAUAUAAUAUUGUAGACCUGCCUGAAAGGAAUUUAUCAACCUUUACAUUUUCUGUCAGUUCCUCAUAUUUUCAUCAUACACACAAAUUAUGGUCUGAUACCUCUAGAAGCUUUUUUGUUUGUACUGUUAUUGUGCCCAUCUUCCCUUACAUUUUCUCUUCAAGACAACUGUGAUUGGUAUCAAAUUUCCUAGUCAUCAUUCUUUGUGUACCUGCUCAUGCAGCACUCUCAGGUAAUCAAGUGAACUAAUUCAAGGGUGAUAUAAUAUCAAGAAUUAUAAUGCCUGGCUUUUUUUCUCACUGGGUUGAAAUAAAAUAUUUCAAUUUCUUAUUUUUAUUUGUGUGAACUUAAGACGAAAAGAUUAUUAGGUGUAAAAAUAUUCGGAUGUGUAUGUCAGGAUGGUUCUUUGACAGGUUUACAAUUUAUGAUAUCUUAAAUUAGCUUAGAUAUGUUAACAGAAUGUUUGCGGAGACAAGUGACAGAUAUACUUAUGUUCUGAUUGUUUAAUUGUUUAGUAUAUUGCUUUCAAUGUUUACUGACGGUGUUGGUACCAGACUUUUUAUUUGAAUGUUUUAUAAAUGGUAUAUAAAGUAUAUUAAAGUUUGUAUGUAGGUAUCCAUAGGGUAUCAGAAUUAUCUACUGUUGGUGAUGUUCUCGAAGAAUUUUACAAAUUUAAUGUACUAGUAUACAGACAUUAUUUUCUAUAUAUUUCUCAUCAUAUGUAUGAUAUGCAAAAUAUGCCCAUGGCAUAAUCUUUAUUUAAUUCCGUACAUUUUAAUACAUGUUGUUAAGUGAUCAGUACUUCGAAUGGUAAGUUUUGCUGUAUUUCUGUAACAUCACAUGUACUUACAAGAUACAUGUAGAAUGCAGACAACUAAAAUGCCAUACCUUUAUUAUAUUCUUCCAUAUAUAUAUAUAUAUAUAUAUAUAUAUAUAUAUAUAUUAUACCGCCAUUAGAACAUAUUCAUUAAUGCACAUGCAUUUUAAUAUUGUCAGUGAUUUCAAGGUAUUUAUAUUUCGGUGCAAGAAAUUACAUUGUGUUACUUUUUCUGUUGUAUGUCAUUGAUUAUGUCUGUAUUUUAUUGCAGAAACGGCUUUUAUUAUGUAUUGUACGGUAUUAAAAUUUGAAUUUUG
This is a messenger RNA of Mercenaria mercenaria, 8724 nucleotides long. RefSeq lists its product as uncharacterized. The record is from RefSeq and is a predicted model, not a curated record. Gene Ontology annotation, cellular component: nucleus; cytoplasm. NCBI's taxonomy places the organism in Eukaryota, Metazoa, Mollusca, Bivalvia, Venerida, Veneridae. Gene Ontology annotation, molecular function: ubiquitin protein ligase activity; cysteine-type endopeptidase inhibitor activity involved in apoptotic process. Gene Ontology annotation, biological process: positive regulation of protein ubiquitination; negative regulation of apoptotic process; regulation of cell cycle. The coding region runs from base 117 to 5462 and encodes 1781 amino acids. The transcript is spliced from 13 exons.